AUGGCUGCGAUGGGUAGUGGACGGGGGAUGAUGGAUUCCCAAAAUCAAGUUCAAAGUGAUAAUGUAGAUCGUUUAAAAUUGCUUUAUCCAAAUGUGAACGAAGAUGAGACACCACUGCCAAGAUCAUGGAGCACAAAAGAUAAAUUUAGUUACAUCGGGCUGUCGCAAAAUAAUCUACGAGUACACUACAAAGGCGCUAGAAGCCAGCAUCAGUCAAACAAAGAAAUCAGCUGA
Danaus chrysippus (African queen) is the source of this 234-nucleotide messenger RNA. Lineage: Eukaryota; Metazoa; Arthropoda; Insecta; Lepidoptera; Nymphalidae. The record is from the annotation of a GenBank genome assembly.